Messenger RNA from Penicillium soppii, 1299 nucleotides. RefSeq names its product protein pex26 (gene pex26). The record is from RefSeq and is a predicted model, not a curated record. NCBI's taxonomy places the organism in Eukaryota, Fungi, Ascomycota, Eurotiomycetes, Eurotiales, Aspergillaceae. The transcript has 2 exons. Bases 1 to 1299 code for a protein of 432 amino acids.
AUGGCGAACGGAUCCCCAAUGUCGUCUCAAGCUCAAGCCCGCUCUCCGUCCUCCCCCACAAAGCUGUGCUCCAAGACCUACAAGAACGCCUCCCAGCUCUACCUCACACGGCGUCUCCCGGAAGCCCUCGAUAGUCUUCAACCCAUCAUCACCCCUGUACAAGAUGACACGAAUAAUGGCGACAACUCAACACCGGUCGCGCCGAUCGCCACUGCCGCGGGCACGUGGAGGAUCAAGGUGUGGAACCUUUACAUUACUCUCCUCAGCGCAAUAGUCGAUCUUGGCGCAGAGGAAGGAAAGAAGCAAUUUGGUCAGAAGGAAUGGAAAUCAAUUGCUUCACAGGUCAGAGAGGGCGCAAUCUGGGACAAUGUGGUCGAGGUUGGAUACCAGGGCCGCGAGGGCUCGGUGGAUGCCGAAGUCGUCUACAACCUUGCUACUCUCGUCCUAACCCACUCCUCUUCACAAUCCCUGAACCAACAACGCCUCGAGACUUAUCUCUCAUCAUAUGGACAGCCAAAUCUCGACCUGACAGAUCGCCUACAGGAUGGAUCGAUUGACUCCCAGCCACCGCCUUUGCGCACGACGAGUGGAGCUGAUACACCAAAGGAUCUAACCGCCCGAGUAAAGAUCAUUGAGCUCUUCACCCUCCACGUCCUUCCCCGCAACGAUGAAUGGGAGUACGCCACCGAGUUCAUCAAUUUAAGCGAAGUCCUCGAUGAAGAGCGCAAAGAAAUUUUCCUACAGACUCUCGAAGGGUUGAGGGAAGAGAAGGAACGAGGCGAAAUGCGCGCUGUCGAACUACAACGGGCGAAAGACGCAGAGCUCGAACGGCAACGAGACGAGGAACGUCGCGAAGCCGAGGAAGCAGCCGCAGCUGCGAAACCACAAGCCAAUGGCCACAAGCGCAAUACGAGCGAGACCGACUAUGGGAUUGAGAAGAGCCGCCCACAGGGCUCGCCGAAGGGGAAAGGAGCAAAGUCCGAUAAGUUGCCGAAUGGCAAGCCAAGGACUUCGCUCUCCUCGUCCGGUUCCAAAAAUGUCAAGAAACAAGACAAGGUUGAACCCCGCGGGCGACAAACUCAGGCUGUGGCCACGGCAUUGCGCAAUCUUUUCCGUCAUAUUAUCCAGGCCGUGUCUGGUAAUCCCAUGUCAUUAGUGCGCACUCUACUCUUUGUGGUUGGUAUCUUGAUGGCGAUGAGCCGGCAAGAUGUCCGUGAACGCGUACGACGAGUGACUGGCGGUGCUUGGCAAAAGGUCAAGUCUACAGUCGGUAUGGGCGUCAAAGUGAGCUACAUUUGA